AUGAACCAAGUUGAAGAACCAGAGGGUCAAAACCCUUUGGGACCAGCAGACCAUUUUCCUGAAUACCAAGACAUGGAGAUGGACGAUGAUCCAGAUCCCGAGAUGCCACCAUUAGGGAUGCCCACGCAUCCCAUAGAGAUUUCAAGCGGAUCAUCUUUUCAUGCUUCGCCAUACAGGGGCCCUAAUAUCUGGGCCAAAAGGUGGAGCACAUAUAAGUGGGAGUUUACUCCCCCUCACCGCAACUCUCCUCCACAUCAGCGGGUUCCCUCUGAGGACCCACACUUUCAGGCAGACACGCCACCGCCACCAUCUGCGCUAGAGCAGCCACCGCCUCUAGAACCAUCGAGGCGAAGAAGAAGUGCACGGAUGUCCGUGCGUGGCGGUUUUCAUUUCAGCACCCCCCAACACUCCAGCAACUACCCUCCGUUCUAUGAAGACCCGCAAAUGGGUGGGCCUUCAAAUGCUGUUUCUGUAGUCGACUCUGCACCAGUCGCACCUGCACCACCCAUAGGUUAUGAAAACCCAAUUCCAUCUUACCCAGAUGCAGCUGGGUACAACCUGUUUGAGUAG
Molecule: messenger RNA, 570 nt
Organism: Helianthus annuus (common sunflower)
Lineage: Eukaryota; Viridiplantae; Streptophyta; Magnoliopsida; Asterales; Asteraceae
Product: early nodulin-75-like
Exons: 1
Coding region: 1-570 (189 amino acids)
Source: RefSeq, a predicted model, not a curated record